AUGAUAUAUAAAGACGGAAGCAGGGUCAGUAGACUAUCUGAAAAUUCUGCUGCAUAUGUUUUAUACUACCUGAGUAUUAUGGCAACCCUAAGUUCCGUUAGCUGUAAGGUUUUUGUCAUUGUCUUUUCAUCGAUUCUUGGCAUUGGAUUUGGCCAAGCUACUACUUAUAGUGUGCUUGAAUUUGGUGCCCAUGGAUAUGGCAGUGCAGAUGAUUCCCAAGCUUUUUUGGCGGCGUUUCAAAAAGCAUGUGGAACUCCAGGAGCUAUUCAAAUUGUAAACGUGCCACCUGAAAAAACCUACUUACUCAAACCUCUCAUCCUCAAGGGUCCUUGCAAGGCCAAGAAUAUUCGAAUUCAGGUUGAUGCCAAUAUUAAUGAAUGGAGAGGGUGUGAAUUAGAGGGCUUGCUGUGUUUCCAAGAAGUGAACGGUCUCAUUAUCAAUGGAGCAGGACUCGUAGAUGGCAAGGGUGAUACAUGGUGGAGCAGCAAAUCUAAUUUUAUUGACACUACAGAUGGAAAUAACGGUUGCCAAGUACCUGCGCUUUUGCACUUCCACAAAUGUAACAACCUUAACCGAAAUGGAGUUCGUUCUAAAGACAGCCCAGGAAUCCAUGUAGUUAUACAUGAGUGUACUGGUGCAGGAGCAGUGAAAGUGAGUGAUGUGUCAUUUACUGGUUUCCAUGGAACUUCAGCGGUUGAGCAAGCGAUAACAUUGGAUUGCUCUAAUUUGGGUUGCACUAACAUUAUAAUGGAUCAUGUCAACAUAACCUCAGCUGUGCCUGGAAAGCCACUCCGAGGUAUAUGCAACAAUGCCAAAGGAAAAUCAAGCCUUACUAUACACCUGAUGUUCCUUGCCUAG
This is a messenger RNA of Rosa rugosa (rugosa rose), 858 nucleotides long. RefSeq names its product probable polygalacturonase At3g15720. The record is from RefSeq and is a predicted model, not a curated record. The coding region runs from base 1 to 858 and encodes 285 amino acids. The transcript is spliced from 6 exons. Gene Ontology annotation, biological process: carbohydrate metabolic process. Gene Ontology annotation, molecular function: polygalacturonase activity. NCBI's taxonomy places the organism in Eukaryota, Viridiplantae, Streptophyta, Magnoliopsida, Rosales, Rosaceae.